AUGACCUCCGAACUCGACCAUAAUCCCGCCUCCAGCACCUCUCCGAAACCUCAUGGCAAAAGUCCAAACCUUCCUGAUGAGCUAUCAUAUAUAAUUCCAGCAUUUCUUCCUUCCCAACUUCCGUCUUUCCGCUCCAAAGCUUAUUUGGUGCUCUCCUCUUUCUGCCAAGGAGUGCGCACGUCUUCUCCAACCCCUAAAGAUGAACAGGAUGAUCGUGCAACCCAAUCGUUGGUCGCAACGUUCCUUCCGAUAGUAGAAUCUCAUCUUGCAGAACCUACUGAAGGGGAGGUCAUUGUUGGACUAUCGUUUCUCUCUGCUCUUUUUCAAGUCGAUUGGCAAUGCGCCUCCACCAUCUUCCAGCAAGAUUCCAUCUUCACAUCUAUCUCCGAUAUACUCGAUCUUUACCCAUCUGACACUGUGGCAAGGGAGGCUGCUCAUCUUCUCUCGCAGGCUAGUGGACACAAGGCUUGUCGGGCGGUGCUACCCUCUGAUUGCGUCCAAUGGCUGUACUCGUCGUUGCGUCAAACGCAGGAUAAAACCCUCCGGUCAGCGGCAGCCAUCGCGGUUGUCAAGCUUUCUCGGGGUACGUCCAACGAUGCUUCUGUCAUCUCGGAAGUGCAGAAGGGCUCGCCUGCGGUAGACGAGGAUCUAGUGACUUUAAUGAAAGGCCUAGUGAUCGACGGCGACGCGAACUCUAUUGGCGACGCAGUCGAAGGUUUGGCGUACAUGAGCGUGGAGCCAGCAGUCAAGGAGACGUUAUCCAAUGAUCCCGCCUUCUUGUCUCGACUUUUCUCUCUUAUCCCUUCUUCCAAGAAAAAUUCUUCCAGAACUCCACAUGAUCCUGCUUUCGCUCUUCUGUAUGGUGUGGCCAUCAUCAUUUCCAACAUUUGUGCCUAUCAGCCUCGCCUUUCCAAUGAGGAUACCCAAAUGGAGAAAUUACGACGAAUGGCGAAGGCUGGGGCAGGGUCAUCGCAGAAGCUCGAGGAUAUCACCUUAGAUCCGUUGGAAGAUGACGAAUGCGUUAAACGUCGAGGGAGGAAGCUGGUCCAGGGCGGCGGCUUGGCUGUUUUGACAACCGCUAUCCGGGUCACUGAUAGUCGAGGAGUUCGGAUCGUUGCGAGCAAGGCCUUUUUGAACCUAAUUGAAGACAAGGAGAAUAGAGGCAAGAUAUUACAGAGCGGAGGAGCCAAAUCUUUGUCACUUUUCAUCCGUGGGUCCUUGUCCUCGACAUCCUCGUCUGGCUCACAACAGACAAUCAACGGUUUGGAGCAAGCCGACCUCGAAGCUAUUCAGGCAUUAGCGAAACUUGCUAUUACAGCUUCGCCUGUACAGGUUUUUGGACCAGAUGAAGGCGCUAUAUACGAUUCUAUUCGACCGUUCACCGCUCUGCUUGUACACCCAUCCUCGACACUCCUACAACGCUUUGAAGCAAUGAUGGCUUUGACCAAUAUCUCGUCUCACAGUGCUGAAGCAGCGAGCCGUGUUUCCAAAGCUGAUAGUCUUCUUGCUAAGAUAGAAUUCUUGGUUCUGGAAGACCACACUCUUGUACGACGGGCGGCCACGGAAUUAAUAUGUAAUCUCGUGGCAGGAUCAGACGAGGUUUUUGAAAGGUACUCAGGCGGAGACAGUGCCACCGAGAAUGCGAAGUCUAAACUACACAUCUUGCUUGCAUUGUCGGAUGUCGACGACCUUCCAACGCGACUUGCUGCAUCAGGUACACUUGCGACCUUGACCGCUUCUCCCGCCGCAUGUCGUGCCCUUCGUGACUUGGAAAACGAACGACACCGAGUGCUGCGUACUUUCACCCAACUCAUUGACCCCGAUGGAAUGUCUUCCAAUGAAGAACAGGUCGAUGAUAUUCGCGCAGAUCCAGGAUUGGUUCACCGAGGGGUAGUAUGCGUUCGCAAUUGUCUUUUCAACUUAGAUGAAAGGUCACGGAGAGCCUUGACAGAGAUGGAUGAGAUGAAUCGUCUCUCCAAGGCCCUUGUGAAGGCUCUGAAGGAUAAUACGGAGAAUCCAGGAGUGUUCAGACCUACCGCAGAGGCGCUGAAGUUGCUUAUCGAUGUUGGAAUGAAGGUUGCGGCAUGAGUUUGGACUCGGCUACAGUAUUAACCAUGUACGGUGUACUUGUUCGAAAUCCCCACCCGGCUAUGAAACCGUAUAACUGCUA
This is a messenger RNA of Heterobasidion irregulare TC 32-1, 2170 nucleotides long. RefSeq lists its product as uncharacterized. The record is from RefSeq and is a predicted model, not a curated record. Lineage: Eukaryota; Fungi; Basidiomycota; Agaricomycetes; Russulales; Bondarzewiaceae. The transcript has a single exon. Bases 1 to 2088 code for a protein of 695 amino acids.